CUUUGUUUCUUUUUAGUAUUCUUUUUAAAUUUUCUUCCACUGAUUCAUUCAUAAUCUUGAAAACUGAAUUCGUUUUGGAAUAUUUGCAUCAUAAAGAUUAAUAAUGGUGUAGAUUUGAAUAUAGUCGUUUUAGCAAAGUAAUUUUUUUUUAUAGUCCGCUACACGGUGUUGUAUAUACAUCGCGUUAUAAACCCACUUGUUCUAUUGCAAGGGGUACGUAUACACAAAUAGUGCAAUUAUAGCAAAACACAACGGCGUCGGAAGGUGAAGAAGUCUUGAACGAACACACGCCACUAAUGGACGGACACGUCGGCGCUAGCAGCAGUACGCAUUUGAGCGCCAGUGGCGGUGUGACAAAUCGGAAGCGAAACAAUUAUGGUGCAAAUGAGGAAGUGGAUGGGGCUAUAUUGGAAGUACCUAAUGUAGUUGUACGUUCAACUGGACGACGGACCAGAGCCAGUGGAACUGGUGGUGGGGACGGUGGUAGCGCGACAGAUGACUGUCCACGUCGACCUACUGCUGACGAACUAGAUGAAGAGGGCCUAAAAUAUGGAGCUCAGCAUGUUAUUAAAUUGUUCGUGCCCGUAUCCCUAUGUAUGCUUGUUGUUGUGGCUACUAUAAAUGCAGUGAGCUUCUACUCUUCAACAGAUGUUUAUCUCUUGUAUACACCUUUCCAUGAAUUAUCGCCAGAUCCUGGCGUUAAAUUCUGGAACGCUUUGGCCAACUCUAUGAUUCUCAUGGGUGUAGUUGUAGCAAUGACUAUUUUGUUGAUUGUUCUGUACAAAAAACGCUGCUACAAAAUCAUACAUGGUUGGCUUAUCCUCUCUUCAUUCAUGCUGCUAUUUAUUUUCAGUUAUCUCUAUCUUGAGGAGUUGCUACGCGCUUAUAAUAUUCCAAUGGAUUACCCCACAACGAUAAUGAUACUUUGGAAUUUCGGUGUCGUNUAUUUGAUUGCUGUCCUUGCACCGAAGGGACCUCUGCGCAUUUUAGUGGAGACAGCUCAAGAACGCAAUGAACAAAUAUUUCCUGCUUUAAUUUAUUCUUCCACUGUUAUGUACACAGUGAUGGGCGUUAAGCCUUCCAAUGAAGCGAGUGGUGGCAAAAGUGACGAGAGCGUCGAGAACGGCACACCACAAGCAGUCAGCGAAGAGCAAGCCUCUUCCUCCGCCGGCUCGGCACGUCGCACAGGUAAUACCAAUAACGAGGUGAAAGACGACGCAGCCCAGGCCGCCGAAGGUAUGCCUCUUGUCACAUUUAAAAUCCGCGGAAAUGAAGCCGGAUUCACCCAAGAAUGGACAGAUAACCAAAAUGAACGUACUUCGCGACGACAAAUCGAGGUACAGGCUAGCAACGGACAAAAUGCUAAUCGAUCAACUGAGUAUCGCACAACUACUGCUAGGGCAAACACAUCCGGCACGCCACUUGAGGAGCAAGAACGCGGCAUCAAACUGGGUCUUGGUGAUUUCAUAUUUUACUCUGUGCUAGUUGGCAAAGCAUCCAGCUAUGGUGAUUGGAUCACUACUAUUGCUUGCUUUGUGGCUAUAUUAAUUGGGCUUUGUUUAACACUUUUAUUAUUGGCUAUAUGGCGCAAAGCUUUGCCUGCUCUACCCAUUUCUAUUACAUUUGGCUUAAUAUUUUGUUUUGCCACCAGUGCUGUGGUCAAGCCGUUCAUGGACACUUUGUCUGCUAAACAAGUGUUCAUAUAAAGACAUUUUUAUAUAUUCCAAUAAUUAUGCUGUACUGUUUUAUAGAGUAGAUAAAACCUAGCUAAAAAAAUUCCGGAAAGUUGAUAGAACUUUUUUU
Messenger RNA from Rhagoletis zephyria (snowberry fruit fly), 1803 nucleotides. It is a transcript of the gene Psn, whose product is annotated as presenilin. Gene Ontology annotation, molecular function: aspartic endopeptidase activity, intramembrane cleaving. The record is from RefSeq and is a predicted model, not a curated record. Gene Ontology annotation, cellular component: membrane; gamma-secretase complex. Gene Ontology annotation, biological process: Notch signaling pathway; protein processing; amyloid-beta formation. NCBI's taxonomy places the organism in Eukaryota, Metazoa, Arthropoda, Insecta, Diptera, Tephritidae.